UUUAUUCUGUGUUUUGAUUAACAUAUGAAAAUAUAUUUAAAAUAAAAUAUGGUGCAUGUAGAUUUAAAUUUCCCGCUAGAUCUAAACUUUUCAAACGUGUUUCAAGAUUCGAGGUUGGCAAGUCAAUGAAUGUAGAAAAUUGGCGAUUGAAAAUCAGACGAAAACAUAAUGAAUUAAAUUCGGAGGACUUGAGUCCUGUUUCUCUAACAAGAUAUAGUGAAUUUUCCGGGGUGAAACGAAAACGAGAUACUUUGGAAAUUGAUGAAAAUAUGAGUGACAAUUCUAGCGAUUUUUCCAAAAGGGCAAAUUUCUCAGCUAUAACAUCAAAUGGAAUCAACCGUAACCUCAAUAUUCUCAACUUGAAACCUACCACCACCAAGAAAAUUGUCAUUAAAAAUCUAAAAAGUGAACCUAAAUUACCAGAUGAUUUUCGAGAGCAAACAUGGGGUAAACUACAGGAAGCUGUUCUAGCUAUACAAAAUUCCAGAGCUAAUGAAUAUUCUCUUGAAGAGUUAUAUAAAGCUGUAGAAAACAUGUGCAUUCAUAACAUGGCUCACACACUUUACAAUAAUUUACAUGUUUUAAUAGAUAAUCAUGUUCGAAGAAAUAUAGAACAAUUUCUAGCAGAAUCAAUGGAUCGGUUUCUUUUCUUAAAAAAAAUGAAUGAGACAUGGCAAGCACACUGUAGACAGAUGAUAAUGAUAAGAAAUAUUUUCCUGUGUCUGGAUAGAACAUAUGUUUUACAUAAUGCUCAAAUUGCUUCUAUAUGGGAUAUGGGCCUAGAAUUAUUUCGUCAGUACAUAAUGGCAAAUACUUUAGUACAGACUAGAAUAGUUGAAGGCUUACUAAUGUUAAUAGAAAAAGAAAGACAAGGUGAUACUGUGGAUCGCACUUUACUUAAAUCUCUUUUAAGAAUGCUAACUGAUCUUCAGAUUUAUGAGAAAGCCUUCGAAGAGAAGUUCCUUGUAGCUACUGAAAGAUUAUAUGCUGCUGAGGGUCAACGUCUAAUGCAAGAAUUAGACGUACCUGACUAUCUCGCUCACGUUGAUAAAAGGUUAAUAGAAGAAAACGAACGCGUUUAUCAUUAUUUAGAUGCUAAUACAAAACCGCGACUUAUUCAUACUGUUGAAAAACAACUUUUAACAGACCAUGUUACCAAUAUUCUUCAAAAAGGAUUGGAUGGAUUGCUAGAAGAAAAUCGCCUUAAUGAUUUGAGUCUUUUAUAUUCUCUCUUUGGUCGUGUUAAAAAUGGCCACACAGAACUUUGUACAGCUUUCAAUUUGUAUAUUAAAAAACGUGGUCGCACUAUUGUUAUCGAUCCUGAAAAGGAUAAAACUAUGGUACAAGAAUUGUUAGACUUUAAGGAUGCCAUGGAUAAUAUCGUCGCUACCUGUUUUAACAAAAACGAAAAGUUUAGUAACUCUCUAAAGGAAGCCUUUGAAAACUUCAUUAAUCAAAGAACAAAUAAACCUGCAGAAUUGAUAGCAAAAUUCGUCGACUCCAAACUUCGUGCAGGUAACAAGGAAGCUACAGAAGAAGAAUUGGAAAGAUUAUUGGAUAAAAUAAUGGUGUUGUUUCGAUUUAUUCAUGGAAAAGACGUGUUUGAGGCGUUUUACAAAAAAGACCUUGCAAAACGUCUACUUGUUGGUAAAUCAGCCAGUGUGGAUGCUGAAAAGAGUAUGCUUAGUAAACUUAAACAAGAAUGUGGAGGAGGAUUUACAUCAAAACUGGAAGGAAUGUUCAAAGAUAUGGAACUUAGCAAAGAUAUUAAUGUGGCUUUUAAGCAACAUCUUUCAAACACUAGUCAAGAAUUAAGUGCUAUUGACAUGACCGUCAAUAUUCUGACGAUGGGAUAUUGGCCGAAUUAUCCCCUUAUGAACGUUGUCUUACCUGAAGAAAUGGUAAAAUUUCAGGAAAUAUUUAGUAAAUUUUACCUCAGCAAACACAGCGGUCGUAAAUUAACAUGGCAGCCCACUCUGGGCCACUGUGUUCUUCGAGCUAAAUUUAAACUUGGAAUGAAAGAACUUGUCGUAUCUUUAUUUCAAUCGUUAGUGUUACUGCUGUUUAAUUCUCAUGAUGAAUUAUCAUUUGACUACAUAAAAGGGGCGACGAAUAUUGAAGACGGAGAAUUAAGAAGAACUUUGCAAUCAUUAGCGUGUGGCAGAGCUCGCGUUUUAAACAAAAUACCUAAAGGAAGAGACGUGGAAGAUAAUGACAAAUUCAGAUUUAAUAACGACUUUGUGAAUAAACUUUUCCGUAUCAAAAUAAACCAAAUUCAAAUGAAAGAAACGACUGAAGAACAAAAGGCAACUGAAGAGAGGGUAUUCCAGGACAGGCAGUACCAAAUUGAUGCAGCUAUUGUGAGAAUAAUGAAAAUGCGCAAAACGCUUAGUCAUAAUCUAUUAAUUAGUGAAUUAUAUUUACAACUCAAAUUCCCUGUUAAGCCAGCAGAUUUGAAGAAAAGGAUAGAAUCUCUUAUCGACCGAGAUUACAUGGAGCGCGAUAAAGACAAUCCAAACCAUUACAACUAUGUGGCUUAAGCGAGAUAUUUUUGCUGUUUUCAUUUUUUCUUUUCAUAUUAUUAACAUGUGCUAACUAUAAUUGACUUUAAUUGUUUUAACUGCAGUGGCACACCGUCUAAAAGGAACGCGGUUCUAGUCCGUAAGGCGAAAAAAAAA
Messenger RNA from Agrilus planipennis (emerald ash borer), 2678 nucleotides. RefSeq names its product cullin-4B. The coding region runs from base 126 to 2540 and encodes 804 amino acids. Gene Ontology annotation, molecular function: ubiquitin protein ligase binding. The record is from RefSeq and is a predicted model, not a curated record. Lineage: Eukaryota; Metazoa; Arthropoda; Insecta; Coleoptera; Buprestidae. Gene Ontology annotation, cellular component: Cul4-RING E3 ubiquitin ligase complex. The transcript has 6 exons. Gene Ontology annotation, biological process: DNA damage response; ubiquitin-dependent protein catabolic process; protein ubiquitination.